This is a messenger RNA of Calidris pugnax (ruff), 7260 nucleotides long. It is a transcript of the gene SLC43A2, whose product is annotated as solute carrier family 43 (amino acid system L transporter), member 2. Lineage: Eukaryota; Metazoa; Chordata; Aves; Charadriiformes; Scolopacidae. The record is from RefSeq and is a predicted model, not a curated record. Bases 33 to 1730 code for a protein of 565 amino acids. The transcript has 13 exons. Gene Ontology annotation, biological process: neutral amino acid transport; transmembrane transport. Gene Ontology annotation, molecular function: L-amino acid transmembrane transporter activity; neutral L-amino acid transmembrane transporter activity.
GAGUCUGAACCAGGCCAUCUUCCCACGCAGCAAUGGCGCCCACGCUUGCGACCGCCCAUCGCCGGCGCUGGUGGAUGGCAUCCACAGCCAUCAUCGAGAACCUGCUCUUCUCUGCUGUCCUGCUGGGCUGGGGGUCCCUCCUCAUCAUGCUGAAAGCAGAAGGGUUUUAUUCCUACCUAUGCUAUGAUUUAGAUGGUGCAGAAAACAUCACCAGCAGCCCUGAACACAAGAACAGCACAGAUUCAGAGCACAAAUGGCCUUCCUGCAAUGCCCAGGAUGAAAUGCUGAACUUGGCCUUCACCAUUGGGUCCUUCCUGCUCAGUGCCAUCACGCUGCCCCUGGGGAUCGUCAUGGACAAGUAUGGCCCUCGCAAGCUGCGGCUGCUUGGCAGUGCCUGCUUUGCUGUGUCCUGUGUGAUGAUCGCGUAUGGUGCCAGUAACCCAGACUCCCUGUCUGUGCUGAUAUUCAUUGCGCUGGCCCUGAAUGGCUUUGGUGGGAUGUGCAUGACCUUCACAUCGCUGACGCUGCCCAACAUGUUUGGUGACCUUCGUUCCACGUUCAUUGCUCUGAUGAUUGGCUCCUAUGCUUCCUCUGCUGUGACUUUUCCAGGAAUCAAGGUUAUAUAUGACUUUGGGGUCUCCUUCAUCCUUAUUCUGCUUGUCUGGGCAAGCUGUGCAGGACUAGUUUUCCUCAACUGUUUCUUCAAUUGGCCACUGGAGCCUUUCCCAGGACCAGAAGACAUGGACUAUUCGGUGAAAAUAAAGUUCAGCUGGCUGGGAUUUGACCACAAAAUCACUGGGAAGCAGUUUUACAAGCAAGUAACGACUGUGGGGCGCCGUCUCAGUGUGGGGAGCUCCAUGAAGGGCCCCAAGGAGCCAGCAGCUUUGCAAGAGAACAACAAGCUCUGUCUAUCUACGGUGGACCUAGAAGUGAAGUGCCAGCCUGACAACACAGCUUCUCCCUCCUUCAUGAAGAGUGUCUUCAGUCCUAUCUUGUUGCUCAGCCUUAUCACCAUGUGUGUCACUCAGCUGAGGCUCAUCUUCUACAUGGGGGCCAUGAAUACCAUCCUUGAGUUUCUAUCUGGAGAUGAAGAUCAAGUGGCUCUCUACACUUCCAUUUUUGGGGUAUUGCAGCUGCUGUGCUUGCUGACAGCGCCUGUGAUUGGGUACAUCAUGGACUGGCGAAUGAAAGAAUGCGACGAUGGCUCAGAAGAGAAUGAGGAGAACAACGCUGAGCAAAGUGACAAGAAAAAGCCAAAACGUGAUCGUCAGAUCCAGAAAAUCACCAAUGCCACCAAUGCCUUUGUAUUCACAAACUUCCUGCUGGUUGGAUUUGGAAUCACCUGUCUUAUUCCUAAUCUACCGUUGCAGAUUCUUUCCUUCAUUUUGCACACAAUCGUGAGAGGAUUCAUCCAUUCAGCUGUGGGAGGUCUCUAUGCAGCUGUAUACCCCUCUACUCAGUUUGGCAGCUUGACAGGGUUGCAGUCGUUGGUCAGUGCCCUUUUCGCCCUUCUGCAGCAGCCUCUUUUUAUGGCAUUGACGGGACCUUUGGAAGGAGACCCUCUCUGGGUGAACGUUGGCUUGCUUGGCAUGAGCCUCCUGGGUUUCUGCCUUCCAAUCUACCUGGUCUGCUACAGACGCAGGCUAGAGAGAGAAAGAAAACAGAAGAUAGAGGAUUCCAAACUGUUCUACAAAAUCAAUGGCACUUCCAAUGAGGAAGCCUUUGUUUAAACUGGUGCUUCAAAUACAACCUCCCCUGUACAGGUUCCUACCACAUCCGUGGGUUCUACCUGUGGUGUAAGCCAGGCUUUUUCUCUCCUGGCUCUGCCAGUCUUUGCUCAUCACUGAAGUGAGGGCUGGACAUCAUGACUGAGUUUUCCUCAGAUAUAUGGCAGGAGGAGACUUCUCACUCCUUACUCCAGAACACGGGACACUUUUUUCCUUUUUUUUUUAAAGGCCACGCAGAUAUUGUGUCUUAAAUUAUCCCCUGAUCAUACUCUCCAGCGGCAGAGUCUCUGCGUAGGAAACUGGGGAGAGAAGGAGUAGAGGGAUGGGGGAAGAGGGAAGAAAGACCAUAAUUUGAGUCUGCAAAUCUAACUCUGAAGUCUGUCUUCUCCCUCUCUUCCCCCAACCUUGGCUGACAUCACCUCAGAUGCAACUGCACUCUCCUCCCACCCUGGGGCUCCAUAAUGGUCUUUCUGCUUGAUAUGGAGCUGGACUCAGUGGUUUUACUGUCUAUCCAGACAUACCCCAGACUGCUUCUGAGGCAGGGAAGGGGGUUUUAUUCCUAUGUGUAUGAGCACAGCUUCAGUGUAUUGCUAAAUGUUGGUUGCUAGCACUGACAGCUCCCAAAACUUUUAGUACUGCAAAUGACACAGACUGUGAGCAAUGGAUCUGCCUUCCACGCUGAAAUGAAGAGCCUAGUGGACUGCUCGGUCCUAGACCAAGCCUUCUAAGGCCUGGAAUUCCUCUUCUUCCUGGCCAACAAACCACCUGUAUGUGUUUUAAACUCUCUGCCGUCCUGGAACCUUUGGAUAGGAAUUGGAUCAUGUUUACUGAUGAAGUGCUUUGAGACUUGUUGCCUUUUGCCUCCUCUUCCCUCCGACAUGACCUUGGGAGGGGAGCAGCAGUGUGUAUCGAGUGAAGUGGAGAAGCUUCUUGAAGCUGAGUUCUGGGGCUUCGAAUACUUCUGGUGUUCACCUGUCAUGAGCUGACUUGCUGUUGAAAAGAAUCAAGAGUGCACAACACUCCUUUGUGUCCAGUAACUGGAUCUUGUGGACAUACGGCAGGGUGAUGUGGUGAUGUAAUUCUUCCUCUAGACAUAGCUUCUUUGCAUUGUUCUGAUAAAAGUCCCCAAGCUGCUGAACACCAGGUUACUGUAACUGACCAAAAAGCUACCGGUUUGGCUGUAUUAAGAGCCUUCUAUGAUGUUGAUGCUCUGUCUGGACAGAGUACCUGCUGAAUGAUUGUACGGUGAAGCUGACUUACAGAGCAAUACACAAGGGUAAAGGUGCCCCAGGCCUGCUCACCAUAGAGGGAAUACAAAGGGAAUUCUUAACCUGCUUAUUUUUAUAGAGGUUUUGCUAAGUCUUGUCUAAAGUCAACUUUUCUGCCCUUAGCGUUUUUGUUGAGAUCAGUAGCUCAGCCUCUGUUGCCUUGUGACUAGUGUUACCAGCUGCACCAUUUGGACCUGCUGGGAGCAGAUCUGUUGAGGAUGGACAUCACCAGCGGGUGAGCAGCAGCACAUGUGCUGGGCUGAGCUACUGGCUGCAGGAAGGUUGGGGGCAGAAAUAAAACAGUUAUGAAGAUGUAGGUGGUGCUUUCUGAACUGCCAACUCCUGUGUUACUGAAAAGCCUGGUAAGGGGGUAAGUCAUUCAACUUCUUUGUCUGGUUAGAAAAGUAAUCACUGACUCAAUCACUGCCCUGCUCUAAGCUGUGGAUUAGAAACAACAGUGCACCCGGACUUUCCUUUGAGAAACUACCUGGAAACUGGGUGUUAACUCCUUUACUGAUGCUUUGAAGCAUGCAGACGCUUACCCCAGCCAGGUCCUCACCUUCCCAUAACGGCAAGCUUGGUGACCUCUUGCACAGAGCAUGGGCAGGACCGAGGGAAGCCCUGAGAGUCCCUGGCUGGUGGCCUUGCCCGCGCAGGAUGAGGAGGCAGCUCUGUGGGACAGCAGCGCCAUCUCCAGUCACUGCCCCAGCCAGCCUCCUGUGGGCAGUUCAGAUGCUACUCCACUCCACGGUACCUUCCAGUCUCCAGUCACUCUUCAAAAUGACUCGCCACUUGAGUAUUUUACACAUUCGUGGAAUUUUUUUAAUGUGUUGCCUUUAUUAAAUGUGUUUGUUCCAAGACAGCCUUAUUGCCUGCUGUCGACACUUUACUUUUCUAGAAAACUUCUCGUCUUUUGUUGGUCUCUUGCUUUGGUGAUGAUUUAGUGACUUUCCCAACUUUUCUUUUGUGUCAAGCAAUAAUUAAGAGGCAGAGUUUUGAUUUGUUUUCCUAAUCACCUGGCAUUGUCUCAAGUACAUAUUGAGAGACCCACCAGCAGUAGUACAGCUUGCCUAGAUUUCCAGAGGGCUUUCUGCAGAUUUCUGCAUUUCAUAUUGCCACUAAAUAUUUUGAGAUGAUUCCUACUCUUGCUCUGAGAUGUUUGACAUGACAAUGACAGAUUAAGUAUUUAUUUUAUUAUAUUUUUUUUUUUAGUAAGAGCUCAGACAGGUGAGUGCCUGAGCCACAGUCCUGACUCGAUGUCUUAAAAGAGCUGUUGGAGGGUGUCAGUGUGUUAAUUCAGCAUUACUUCCACCCCAGCUGCCUCCCUACUGCAGUUCCCAGCUCCUGCCCUUUAUUAGGAAUCUCCUCUCAUCCAUUUUCAUCUGAUAAAAUGGUGGAUAUACAUGCUUAGUGUCUCUGCUGAUGUGCCAUGGUGUUUAGAAGCUGCUGGUCGGCUGUAAGGAAUGGAGCUCAUGCCUUUGAGUCACAGUUUCUGUUUGCAGCUUGGGAGGACAGUGUGCCUUUUGGCUUGCAGUCACAAGGACUAGGGGGUAGACAAUGAAGUUUUAGUUGUGGAGGGCUGAGCAGACAAACGGGAGAGCUUUCUCACACAGUGCGAAGUCAAGCCGUGGAAUUCAUUGCUGCAGAACAUUGUUGGGAACAGGAGUAUAACUGUUGGGUUUUUUUUUUUCCUUUUAAAAAGGGGCUGGUUCAACAAUAGUCUGAUGCAUCCACUAACUCAGGGAGAUUUUAAGUUGCUGUAAAUAAGAAAGUUAUGCCAAGGAAAGAUUACUUUUCUACAUGCUUUGUCUCUUAAGAAUUGGUCAAAGACAGAGAAAAUACAUGCCGGGCUGGGUGAAAAGCUGGUCUGAUCUUGUGGGGUUUCAUUUACUCUGACAGUUGUGAACAAAACUACUUUUAAAAGCAGUCUCAAAUCUAUCUAUUAAAAAAAAAAAAUCAACCCCUGUGUCUGUAUGUAAGAUGUGCCAAUACUGAUUGUGGCAUAACUGCUUAAAUGCUGCACCUCCUGCAGGGGUGAGCCCCUCAGAGGGCAGAGUGUUCUGGCUUCAGCCAGAAAUGAUGUGUUGCAUGGUGCAGAAACAAACCCUGUUGGCAUGGUCCUGUUAUACGUGAUUGUUCAUGGGCAGUUUGCCUCCAUCUUUGAUGCUUAUGGGAAUGUAAUUGUGGAUUACUUAACAUUUGGAAUGGGAAAACAGCUUGGCUGCUUUCUAGCCAAGUGAUGCAGGACCAAGAAAAUUCCUGAUGCGUUCUUCUAUGUGCAUGAGCCACCUUGUGGAAAAAAAAAAUUAAUGGGCUACCAAAGACCAGACAGUCACAUCAAUUUAAAUCAAUAAUGCAUUUACCUGAAUAGCUUAAAUAUAGGUCAAUGUGUUUAACUACCUUCAUUAUUCCUAAACGCUAGAAUUUGUAGGGUUGGGGGUUUUUUUAUGCCCUUGUACCCCCUUACCCUCAUCCAUGUGAGAAGUAUGAGGAGGUUAGUCAUAGGAAAGAUCUCAUGUCCUCCACAGAAGCAUCCCCAGGUGAAUGUAAUGAAGCAGAAGCUUGAUCUGUGAGUAUUUGCUAUUUGUAGGAGCCCUCAGAGUCAAGGGCGUUGGUGUGUAAAGGUGAUUGCACCUUCUGGAAACACUGCUUCUGGCCUCUACACUCUUACAUGUGCUUAAUAUGCAUCUGUAUUUAAAAAAAGAAAAAAAAUUAACAGUGGUGAAGGGAGGGUGACAGCUUUUCCCUUUCACUAAUCUGUCAGUCCCUAAGCCCUACAGACACAGUCUUUAUAGCACUAAUGAAAUGAUGCUAUCAAGAGUAGCAGAGAAAAUCCGUGCUAUGUUACUUAAUAGGACACUUAUAACAUUGUUCAGUUACUGUCAUAGAGUAUCUGGACCCUUGAGAUGAAACCGGACACAGAUAUCUGCAAGAAAAAAAAGAGCAAAUCUUGCUGAGGCUUCAACUUAACUGCAAUGCUGCUACAGCCAUUGAAAUGUUUAACUCCCACAAAAAAGCCUGGCCUCUUCAUGCUCUGUCUGCAAAGGAAAAUUGUAGGAUAAUGAGAUUUUAACGAAGUCAGUAAAUCACUAGAAUGUUUUAAAGUAGGAGAUUUCCCUCUUGACAGGCUGAUGAAUUUGGAAAAUAUGCCACAAAAUAUAAAGCAGAUACUGUAGGGUAAAAAGAAUGAAAUCUUUAAAACUACAUGUUUUGUUACUUCCCCCCCACCUUGAGUCCCUUCUGCAUCUGCAGAGCUCUUGGUAUUCCCUAAUUCCCAGUUUGGAAGUGCAAAAUAAUAAUGAAAACUAGUAUGACAGCAGGAUUCCUGAUGGGAUUGAAACUGUUAUGUUGGGUUUGGUUUUUUUUAAAUUAAAAAAAAAAAAGCACCAUUUCUGAUUUAUAUUCACAAUGUUAUCUUCUCUGGAAUAGCUGAAACAAUGAUGUGUUAUGUAGAUGCAUUCUUACAUGUUUUGCUCCCUGUGCUGCUCAGCCUGUCUCUGCGCAAUCUGUUUUUAUCAAGUGUCCUGUGCCCCAUGCUGUCAUCUACUGCUGCUUGUCACUUCCUUGUGCCUGGCCCUCUGUCACUUGCAUUUUAUUCCCAGGACAACCCUUUCUCUCAGAAAGCCCCAUCUUUUUAACCUGCCAGCAUCGGCCUCCCCCAACUCCUCCUCUUCACCAAAUUUUUUGUGAUGUUUGUCGAAUUGUAAGCUCCUUGGGGCAGGCCUGUGUCAUCUCUUCUGUGUUUGUAAGGUGAUGUGCACUCUUGCAGUACUAUCUAGAAAUAAAUGUGGUAAUAAGUUAAUCAUUAGCUUUCCUUUGAGGCUGAACAUAAUAAAGGUAUUGUUCCCUCCCUACCGAAACUAUGUAAGCAUGAAUGCUUUACACGGUGUCAUCUGCCAAAGUGCUUGGCUGCAUGUUGAGUGUUUGUCUUUUUCUUCUCUAGCUUAGGAGCUAACAGCCAGAUGUCAAUUAAUCACUGUUGAGGGGGGGAACUAUAAUCUUAACCCAAAUAAAUAAGAAACCCCCAAAAAACCCAGAGACAGCAGGUUGAGAGAGAGAUGAAGCUCACUUAUACAGGCUAAACUGGUAUCAAAUACUGAAAGAUGAGCAACUGGGCCUUGAAUGGGAACGGUACAGAAGAGGUACAGAGUGUCGAUACAAAAGCCGCACAUUUUGGUUAUCCAUGCUUGAGCCUGGUGAUGCUAAAUGUAUGGCGUUUUAUUUUUCCAAUCAAAUAAAGACAAUCCUUGCUCUGAUUCCAGUGA